AUGUCGAAGCAGCCAAUUUCCAACGUCAGAGCCAUCCAGGCAAAUAUCAAUAUUCCGAUGGGAGCCUUUCGUCCAGGAGCUGGGCAGCCUCCCAGAAGGAAAGAAAGUACUCCUGGAACUGAGGAGGGAGCACCUGCCACCUCGGAGGAAAAGAAGCAAAUUCCUGGAAUGAAGAAAUUCCCGGGUCCUGUUGUUAACUUGUCUGAGAUCCAAAACGUUAAAAGUGAACUGAAAUAUGUCCCCAAAGGUGAACAGUAG
Molecule: messenger RNA, 258 nt
Organism: Apodemus sylvaticus (European woodmouse)
Lineage: Eukaryota; Metazoa; Chordata; Mammalia; Rodentia; Muridae
Gene: Smpx
Product: small muscle protein X-linked
Exons: 3
Coding region: 1-258 (85 amino acids)
Cellular component (GO): costamere; muscle tendon junction; M band
Source: RefSeq, a predicted model, not a curated record